Nymphalis io (European peacock) is the source of this 571-nucleotide messenger RNA. RefSeq lists its product as uncharacterized. NCBI's taxonomy places the organism in Eukaryota, Metazoa, Arthropoda, Insecta, Lepidoptera, Nymphalidae. Bases 78 to 380 code for a protein of 100 amino acids. The record is from RefSeq and is a predicted model, not a curated record. The transcript is spliced from 2 exons.
AGUGUUUACAGUUUACGUAUAAAUAACGCGCGUUCUUACGUUACAAACAUUGUCAAGUGUGUACACAAACAGUAAACAUGUACAAGGCUGUGCUUCUCGUCUGCGCUCUGGCGCUCAUGAUCCAGUCCAUUACUGGAGCAUGCAUUGGAGCUGGAUUGGCUGGUGCUCCCUUCGGCUUUGCUGGUCCUCUUGGUCUCGCUGAACCCUUUGGUCUCGCAGGACCGUUGGGUCUUGCUGAACCCUUUGGUCUGGCCGAACCUUUCGGUCCAGGUCCACUAGGCGCUCCUUACGGAGCAUACGGUGCUUACGGUCUCGGCUCCGGCAUCGGCCCCUACGCUGGACCUUUCCGUGCUGGCUAUGGAUAUGGCGCCCUCAUCUAAUCUAAAUGCAGAUAUUUCUGACAGUCAAUUAUUUCCAUUCAACAUCUAUUAUGGAUUAAUUACUCAACUUUAAAUACCCUUCCCCAAAAAUAUAUGAAUAUCACAAACAGUAUUGUUAUAACACGAACAUAUACAUAUUAUAUAUCAUCCAUAAUUAAAUAUUUAACAUGUUAUCUAAAGGAAAACAUUCA